AUGGGCGGCGAUGAGUUGAAAAAGGAAAAGUCACUUCUGUUUUUGUGGAUGGAAGUAAUAGGGGACAAUAUGGUGCCGUUUUUCUGGAUAAUAUCUCCUAAACUCCACGCUGAAGUAACGAACAUGAGGAAGAGAGAAGAAAGGGAAACCUCAAUUCCACCGAAAAAUUUAGCUAAAGUUGUCAGAGAUGAAGGAAACGUCGGUGCAACGAUCGGUAGAUAUUGCAGCAUAGUCAGGGAGCAAAAGCCUGGGGGAUCAAGGCCUUCAGUGGAUGAGAUCACUACUGGCUCCCCAGUUUCUCUUUGUUCAAUCACUUUCAGCGCUCCUAAAGAUUGUUGGAAGAUUGAUGUGCACACUGUUACACAGUCUUCUCCUUCUGCCGGAAUCUCCUUUAUAUACAAUUCUUCACACGGGAAUGAAAUCUCACGUAUCUCAGGGGCUGAAUCAGAUAAUGGACAUUCAAAAUCAUCAUGCAAUGAGCCAGGAACGUCUAAAGUCCUGAAAGAUGUACAUAUAUCAGCACAGUUGAUGGAGGACUUUCUUGAACUUUCCAGAGACAACACUAACAAGGAUCUAGAGACCUGUGGGGUUCUUGGUGCUUUUCUUAAAGAAGGGAUCUUUUAUGUUACCACUCUGAUCAUUCCCAAACAGGAAUCAACUUCAAAUUCCUGUCAAGCUCUGAACGAGGAGGAGAUUUUUGCCAUACAAAAUGAACAGUCGUUGUUUCCUGUAGGAUGGAUCCAUACACAUCCUUCUCAGAGUUGUUUUAUGUCAUCAAUUGAUGUGCACACUCAAUAUUCCUAUCAGAUGAUGGUACCUGAGGCUGUUGCCAUCGUCAUGGCUCCAACUGAUAAAUCAAGGAAGCAUGGAAUAUUCAGGCUAUCUGACCCUGUUGGAAUGAAUAUCCUAAAGGAAUGCCAGGAGAGGGGAUUUCAUACUCAUGAAGAAACAGUUGACGGGAGCUCCAUAUACGAGCAAUGUUCCAAUGUCUACGUUAAUCCGUAUGUGAGAUUAGAAAUAUGUGACUUACGUUGA
This is a messenger RNA of Ilex paraguariensis (yerba mate), 1035 nucleotides long. The record is from the annotation of a GenBank genome assembly. Lineage: Eukaryota; Viridiplantae; Streptophyta; Magnoliopsida; Aquifoliales; Aquifoliaceae.